Molecule: messenger RNA, 1476 nt
Organism: Exophiala bonariae
Lineage: Eukaryota; Fungi; Ascomycota; Eurotiomycetes; Chaetothyriales; Herpotrichiellaceae
Exons: 5
Coding region: 1-1476 (491 amino acids)
Biological process (GO): transmembrane transport
Cellular component (GO): membrane
Molecular function (GO): transmembrane transporter activity
Source: RefSeq, a predicted model, not a curated record
AUGGGGGUACAAGACAACAACACCACGGUGGUGAAGAAGGCCAAAUGGUGGCAUCUUCAAUGGUAUUCUGAGGAGGAUACACCCGAGGAGCGCAAAUUCAUCGUCAAAUUAGAUCUCAUCGUCGUCCCAUAUGCUGUGCUGGCAUAUUGGGUAAAGUAUAUCGACCAGUCUAACCUCAACAAUGCCUAUGUCGCAGGUAUGAAGGAAGACCUUGGGUUUUAUGGGAACCAGCUGGUUCAAUUGCAGACAAUGUAUACGGUGGGAGCAGUUCUUGGGCAGCUCCCAUUUCUGCUCCUGUUUACUUAUAUCCCGAUGUAUUGGACCAUUCCAUUCCUUGACAUAAUGUGGGGUAUAUUCACACUGCUUCAGUACCGCACGCAGAGUUUUGGCGAACUGAUGGGGUACCGCUUCAUGAUCGGUUGGUUUGAGGCAAGCUUUUUCCCUGCGAUGCACUUCGUCUUCGGUAGCUGGUAUCGUGGGCAUGAAAUUGCACGUCGUGGUGGCGUAUUUUACACAGGACUUGGCUUGGGCACACUCACUGCUGGCCUCAUUCAAGCUGGCGCAUCACACCGUCUCGAAGGCGUGCAUGGUCUCGAGGGUUGGAGGUGGAUGUACAUCAUUUGUGCCCUGAUCACCAUUCCCGUCGGCAUCUUGGGUUAUUUCCUCCUUCCUGGCACUAUUGACCAGCCAAAUCGAUGGGUGCUCAACCAGAAGGAUAUUGAGAUCGGUAAAAAUCGCUUACUUCGGGCUGGCCAUAGGGUCGAGGGCAAAUUCAAAUUCACCCAUCUGAAAUCCGUCACUCUGUCACCGCAAUUCUGGACGGUGAUCCUUACUGACGUCUUGUUCUGGAACGCUGGCAUCUACAAAAGCACCGCAUCUUUCCUGUUGUGGAUCAAAUCCCUGAAUCGCUAUUCGGCCGCUGAAAUAAACGAGUAUGGCACCAUUGCACCUGCCGUUGGCAUUGGUGUUACAGUUUUUGCAUGCUUCGCCUCUGACCUUUACCUGGGGCCGGCUUGGGCGAUUACCAUGUGCUCGACUCUGAACGCUGUCAGUUUGGCGAUCCUGACCGCUUGGUAUGUACCGGAAGGAGCCAAGUGGUUCGCUUUUGCCAAUAGCUACUGGUCCAAUGCAUUGAGCAGCAUUUUCCAUGGUUGGGUCAACAAUAUCUUGCGAGACUCGCCUGAAGAGCGAUCGUUCACUUUAGUCCUCAUUAAUAUCAUUGCUCAAUCCUCCACCGCAUGGACACCUAUCCUAACCUUCCCCACAGUCGAGGCCCCUCGAUUCGCCAAGGGUUUCUCCUUCUGCCUUGCCUGUGCCAUCGCGCUGAUCAUCAUGACUUGGGUUCUCAAGUGGUACAUCGAUCGCCUGAAUGCCACCAAGGUCACCGACACUGAGAGCGAUGGUGAGGACCGCGUGACCAGCCCAGCGAGAAGCGAGAAGGCCGCUCAGGCUGAAGCUGCGGAAGUCCACCGUUAA